AUGUGCUUUCCCAAGUCUGGAGGCAAUGUCCUCGCCCGUUCAACGAGUGAAGACAGGAAAAAGAACAUGGAGAUCGAAAAGAUGAUUCGGAAAGACAAGAAAACGCAAGCAAGACAAGUCAAAAUCUUACUUCUGGGAGCUGGCGAGUCUGGAAAGUCAACAAUUUUGAAGCAAAUGCGGAUCAUAUACUCUGAAGGUUUUCGUCUGGAUGAGCGAAAGGAAGUGCGUCAAGUCAUAUUCUCAAACAUGAUAGUCGCAUUCAAGAUCAUUGCAGAAGAGAUGCGGGAGCUUGGCUUGGAGUAUAAGAAGGAAAAAUCACAGGAGUACGAGCGGAUCAUAGCGUCUGCCGCUGAUAUCGGUCCUGACGAUACGUUUCCAACGCAAUGCCAAAUGGCUAUGAAGGGCUUGUGGGAGGAUGAGGCUGUUCAAAAAUGCAUAAGACGUGGCAAUGAAUAUGCACUCCACGAUAAUAUACAAUACUAUUACUCCAACAUAGAUCGACUAUUCGCUAGAGACUACCUGCCGAGUGAUCAAGAUGUCCUACGCUCUCGUCUCCGCACAACUGGAAUUACUGAAACCCUCUUCGAACUUGGACAGCUCAAUUACCACAUGUUUGAUGUUGGAGGCCAGCGAUCGGAGCGUAAGAAGUGGGUCCACUGCUUCGAGGGAGUCCACUGUCUCAUGUUUGUCGCUGCGCUAAGCGGCUACGACCAAUGUCUGGUGGAAGACAAAACCGCCAACCAAAUGCAGGAAGCAUUGCUUCUCUUUGAGUCUAUAAUGAGCCUGACUUGGUUCAAGAGCUCCUCAAUCAUCCUUUUCCUCAACAAAACCGACCUAUUCAAGGAGAAGAUCGCUGAAAAACCCGUCAGCGACUACUUUCCGGAUUAUACAGGAGCGUCCAAUGACGACAAGGCCGCCUCUGAGUACUUUGCAAAUAAAUUCAAAGCUCUCAACCGCACAGAGGACCGGGAGAUAUACGUCCACUUCACCAAUGCCACAGACACCAAUCUGCUGAAAUUUACGAUGCAAAGUGUGCAGGAUACUAUAAUACAAAGCAACCUCACUACACUGAUCCUAUGA
Molecule: messenger RNA, 1080 nt
Organism: Letharia columbiana
Lineage: Eukaryota; Fungi; Ascomycota; Lecanoromycetes; Lecanorales; Parmeliaceae
Exons: 4
Coding region: 1-1080 (359 amino acids)
Biological process (GO): G protein-coupled receptor signaling pathway
Cellular component (GO): heterotrimeric G-protein complex
Molecular function (GO): GTP binding; GTPase activity; G protein-coupled receptor binding
Source: RefSeq, a predicted model, not a curated record